GUGGCACUGAGCUAUCCCUGGCCCCAACCCUGUCUUAAAAAAUAAAUGGGCUGGGAAUGUAGUUCAUUAUGAAGCCCCUGGGCUUGACCCUCAAUACCAAAAAACAAAAAGCUGAUAUACAUGAAACGUGUGACAUAAAACACAUUGAGCUUGCUGGUGGGGACCCAACCUGGGUGGAAUGGGUGGGCGUGGUGCUGCACAGCUGUAAUCCCAGUACUGGGAAGGCUGAGGCAGGAGGAUCACCAUGAGUUCAAGGCCGGUGAGGGCUACAUAAAAAGAUCUCUUAAAAGAACAAAACAAAACAGAAUCAAACAAACCAUUCUCAGUGGAGUGAGCCAAGCCAUGUACUACACCAGGUGUGUGCAGGGGUUAGGGUCUGAGGACAAAACCCAAUUUAGGAGAAAGGGUGGGGAGGGCAGAGCCCCAGAGUUCCGGGCAGGCUGAGCCCAGCUCUGGUGUCUCUGGGUUUUAAGCUGUUUCAACUGAUGUUCAAAGUGCUAAGAACAUGAAUGCUCCUCCCCACAGGUGACGCAUUUACUUUCCUUAGCAUUGGCCUUGGCUUCUGUGCCUCCUGGGCCAUUCCUGCCAGGCUUGCUUGCGUCCCCACCGCUGGCAGUUGCUGUGACCCAUGCCAGCCCCACUGAGUUGUACUCCAUCCUCCUGGUGGUGGCCUCAGCAUGGCAGAGCCCUUGGCCCCGGAGGGCAGCAAGCCCGGCUCCAGCUCUGAUGCAGAACCCAAAGGGAAGCCACCGCUCACCUGGGCCCCGCUGCCUGGCCACCGCAGUGAGAUCCUCUUCUCCCAGCGCGAGGGUGGCGCAGAGGGAAGCUUGCUCACUGUCACCAUCACUGAGACCACGGUCAUCGAGUCGGACCUGGGUGUGUGGAGUUCUCGGGCACUCGCCUACCUCACGCUGUGGUUCUUCUUCAGCUUCUGCACACUGUUCCUCAACAAGUACAUCCUGUCACUGCUGGAGGGCGAGCCCAGUAUGCUAGGCGCCGUGCAGAUGUUGUCCACCACGCUCAUCGGCUGCGCCAAGACCUUCAUCCCUUGCUGCCUCCACCAGCACAAGCCGCGGCUGUCCUACCCACCCAACUUCAUCAUGACCAUGCUCUUCGUGGGCCUCAUGAGGUUUGCAACCGUGGUCCUGGGCCUGGUUAGCCUGAAGAAUGUGGCGGUGUCAUUUGCAGAGACUGUGAAGAGCUCUGCCCCCAUCUUCACGGUGAUCAUGUCACGCAUGAUCCUGGGCGAGUACACAGGGCUGCUGGUCAACCUGUCCCUCAUCCCGGUCAUGGGAGGGCUGGCGCUGUGCACUGCCACUGAGAUCAGCUUCAAUAUCCUGGGCUUUUCAGCUGCACUGUCCACCAACAUCAUGGACUGUUUGCAGAACGUCUUUUCCAAGAAGCUGCUCAGCGGAGACAAGUACCGGUUCUCGGCCCCAGAGCUGCAGUUCUACACCAGUGCAGCAGCGAUGGUGAUGCUCAUCCCUGCCUGGAUCUUCUUCAUGGAUGUGCCUGUGAUCGGCAGGAGCGGGAGGAGCUUCCGCUACAGUCAGGAUGUGGUGCUGCUGCUGCUGACAGACGGCGCCCUGUUCCACCUGCAGAGCGUCACUGCCUACGCCCUCAUGGGCAAGAUCUCUCCUGUGACCUUCAGCGUGGCCAGCACUGUGAAGCACGCCUUGUCCAUCUGGCUCAGCAUCAUCGUUUUUGGCAACAAGAUCACCAGCCUGUCUGCUGUUGGCACCGUUCUGGUGACAGUGGGUGUCCUGCUCUACAACAAGGCACGGCAGCAUCAGCAAGAGGCCAUGCAGAGCCUGGCCGUAGCCACCAGCUGGGCCCCAGAGGAUGAUGCGGAGCCACUGCUUCUCCAGGACCCCAGGCAGCACCACUGACCCAGGCCCUUGCACUUGGUGUGAGGUGGACGUGUGGGGCGUCCCCUGAGUCGUCACCAGCUGUGAGCACUGCGGGAGAGGGUGCCCAGCUCGCUCUGGGCUGUGCGUGACCACUGGGCUCAGUGCUGACAUGGGGUGUUCCCUGCUGGGUGCCAGCAAGGAGACCCCGAGUUCCUCACGCCAGCUACCACAGGUGUCCAUGCCGCCCAGGCUACAGCCAAGCCUGGAGGUCGGCACAGUGUCCACCUGCAGGCGCCAGGAUGGGACAAUGCCAGGUGCCCAUGGCCUCAGGCACGGAGGUCGCACAGCCUAAAGAAAUGGGGCACAGACUGCCUGGAAACUGGGGUCUGUCGUGCUCCAGAGCUGUGUCAGGGUACCCCAGAGCCACCCCACCAUGAAACACUGGAAGGGGUAUGAAUUGCUCCCAGAGGGCAGCCCAUGGCUCCUUCCCCAGCCUGUACUGAUCUGAGCCCCCGCACCUGUGGCCUGUCCCUUGCCAGAUGGCAAGUCCUGCCCAACGGGUGACAAUAAAUCUCUGCCAUUCCUCCCUUGUGUGGGACCCUAUGGAGGGGAAGCUGGGCUCUCCUCGGGGCCAACCCCACUGCUGGACCUAACAGGGAGCUUGUCUGGCUGAGUGUCUCACGGGUGACAGCUUGAAAGUUUUUUGUUUGUUUGAGACAGGGUCUUGUUAUGCACCUCAGGCUGCCCUUGAAUUCAUGGUGAUGCUCCUUCGUCAGCCUCCUGAGUGCUGGGAUCACAGGUGUGCACCACCAUGCCUGGUAUGACACUGAAAGUGACACUAUGUUUUGAUGAAGCAAGCACCUAUAUAAAAGGUCUCUGAGUGUUCUGUGUCAGGUGGGCCCCUAUCUGCCCAUGAGUCGUCUGCUCAUCCCCACGCCGGGGACCGUGACAUCGCUGUCAACGUCACCCACUCCCAGGGCCAGAGGAAGGGGCACUGAGCACACUGGUGCAUAGGCUGUGUGACAGGCUGCAUCCUCCUUACUCCUCACCUUGCUGUGCUUCCCCAGCCCUUCUCCCUGUGAGCCAUAGCCUGGGUGCUGGUCGGCCCAUUCUCAUUUCCUGUCCCUAUUUGCUAGCUCUAUAGCAGCCAUAAUUGGUUCUCUGGUUUUCCAGUUGGCUUCUCUCCUGGAAAAUACAAAGUAGUCCAUCCUGGAGAUAAAAUCUCUCAGAAACAAACAGCAAUAAGUACCUGUCAUUAAGUGCUAACUACUUGAAAAAUCAUGCCAUGCCAA
Messenger RNA from Fukomys damarensis (Damara mole-rat), 3142 nucleotides. RefSeq names its product solute carrier family 35 member E2A. The coding region runs from base 678 to 1889 and encodes 403 amino acids. Lineage: Eukaryota; Metazoa; Chordata; Mammalia; Rodentia; Bathyergidae. Gene Ontology annotation, molecular function: antiporter activity. The record is from RefSeq and is a predicted model, not a curated record. Gene Ontology annotation, cellular component: Golgi apparatus. The transcript is spliced from 8 exons.